AUGAAUUAUUCAUCAUUACUUAGAAUUUGGGUCUCUUUCAUCUUUGUGCUUGUACAGCACCAAGCUCAGUCCAGGGAGCUCAUGUAUCCAUUCUGGCAGAAUGACACCAGAACCCCUAAAGUAGACGAUGGAAGCUCCUCUGAGAUUAAGUUGGCCAUCCCAGUUUUCUUCUUUGGCGUUCCUUACCGCACGGUCUACGUCAAUAACAAUGGCGUCGUCUCCUUCAAUGUCCUGGUGAGCCAGUUCACACCGGAAUCUUUUCCUCUGACAGAUGGGAGGGCCUUCAUUGCCCCAUUUUGGGCCGAUGUGCACAAUGGAAUUCGAGGAGAGAUCUAUUACAGAGAGACCAUGGACCCUGUCAUCUUGAAAAGAGCCACCAAGGACAUCAGGAAGUACUUCAAAGACAUGGCAACCUUCUCUGCCACUUGGGUUUUCAUUGUGACGUGGGAGGAAGUCACGUUUUAUGGAGGCAGCAGCACCACACCUGUGAACACCUUCCAGGCUGUCCUGGUGUCUGACGGCUCCUACACAUUCACGCUCUUCAAUUAUUACGAAAUCAACUGGACCACCGGCACAGCCAGUGGCGGCGACCCCCUGACGGGGCUUGGCGGGGUGAUGGCGCAGGCAGGAUUUAAUGGUGGAAACCUCACCAAUUUCUUCAGCCUCCCCGGGUCAAGAACCCCUGAGAUUGUGAACAUUCAGGAGACCACAAAUGUCAAUGUUCCAGGCCGCUGGGCAUUUAAAGUGGACGGGAAGGAAAUUGACCCAGCCAAUGGCUGCACCUCCAGGGGACAGUUCCUUCGGCGAGGGGAGGUGUUUUGGGAUGACCUGAACUGCACCAUCAAGUGCCGCUGCCUGGAUUUCAACAAUGAGAUCUACUGCCAGGAGGCCUCCUGCAGCCCCUAUGAGGUGUGCGAGCCCAAAGGCAAAUUCUUCUACUGCAGCCCCGUGGAGACCAGCACGUGCGUGGUGUUUGGGGAGCCGCACUACCACACCUUCGAUGGCUUCCUCUUCCACUUCCAAGGCUCCUGUGCCUACCUGUUGGCCCGACAGUGUUUGCAGACUUCCAGCCUCCCCUUCUUCAGCGUGGAGGCCAAGAACGAGCACCGCGGGGGCUCAGCUGUCUCCUGGGUGAAGGAGCUCUCGGUGGAGGUCAAUGGCUACAAGAUUCUCAUCCCCAAAGGGAGCUAUGGAAAAGUCCAGGUUAAUGACCUGGUGACUUCUUUGCCCGUCACCUUAGACUUGGGGGCGGUGAAAAUCUACCAGAGUGGCAUGUCUACUGCCGUGGAAACGGAUUUUGGGCUCUUAGUGACUUUCGAUGGCCAGCACUACGCCUCCAUUUCCAUCCCAGGCUCCUAUUUAAACUCCACCUGUGGGCUCUGUGGGAACUACAAUAAAAACCCGCUGGAUGACUUCCUGCGUCCAGACGGCAGGCCAGCCAUGUCCGUCCUGGAUCUGGGAGAGAGCUGGAGAGUCUACCAUGCAGACUGGAAGUGUGACUCCGGCUGUGUGGACAACUGCACUCUGUGUGAUGCCACCACAGAAGCCCUCUACUUUGGCUCUGACUACUGUGGCUUCCUCAACAAGACGGAUGGCCCCCUGUGGGAAUGCAGCACUGUCGUGGACCCCACAGCCUUUGUCCACAGCUGCGUGUACGACCUGUGCAGCGUGAGGGACAAUGGCACACUCCUCUGUCAAGCUAUCCAGGCCUAUGCCCUCGUGUGCCAAGCCCUUGGCAUUCCAAUUGGAGACUGGCGAAUCCAGACUGGGUGUGUGUCCACCGUGCAGUGCCCCAGCUUCAGCCACUAUUCAGUGUGCACCAGCAGCUGCCCCGACACGUGCUCAGACCUGACGGCCUCGCAGAACUGCGCCACGCCUUGCACCGAGGGCUGCGAGUGCAACGCCGGCUUUGUGCUCAGCACCAGCCAGUGCGUCCCGCUGCACAAGUGCGGCUGCGACUUCGACGGCCACUACUACACCAUGGGGGAGUUCUUCUGGGCCACGGCCAACUGCACGGUGCAGUGCCUGUGCGAGGAGGGCGGGGACGUGUACUGCUUUAACAAGACGUGCCGCCCCGGGGAGGUGUGCACGGUGGAGGACGGCUACCAGGGCUGCUUCCCCCGACGCCAGACGGUGUGUCUGCUCAGCCAGAACCAGGUGCUGCACACCUUCGACGGCGCCGCCUACGCCUUCCCCGCGGAGUUCUCCUACACCCUCCUCAAGACCUGCCCCGAGCACCCCGAGUACUUAGAAAUCGACAUCAACAAGAAGAAGCCGGACGCGGGGCCCGAGUGGCUGCGCGGCGUCCGCAUCCUGGUGGCUGAGCAGGAGGUCAAGGUCGGAGGAAUCGGGGCUGCAGAAGUCAAGCUGAAUGGUCAGGAAGUGGAGUUGCCUUUUUUCCAUCCUUCGGGGAAGCUGGAAAUUUAUCGAAACAAGAACAGCACGACCGUGGAGUCCAAGGGCUUGGUGGCCGUGCAGUACUCAGACGCGGGUCUGCUGUACAUCCGGCUGUCCACCACUUACUUCAAUUGCACCGGGGGCUUGUGUGGCUUCUUUAACGCAAACGCCAGCGACGAGUUCUGCCUCCCCAACGGCAAGUGCACGGACAACCUGGCAGUGUUCCUGGAAAGCUGGACCACUUUCGAGGAGAUCUGUAAUGGGGAGUGUGGGGACCUGCUGAAGGCCUGCAACAACGACUCGGAGCUGCUCAAGUUCUACCGGAGCCGCUCCCGGUGUGGCCUCAUCAACGACCCCUCCAACAGCUCCUUCCUGGAGUGCCACGGAGUGGUCAACGUCACGGCCUACUACCGCACCUGCCUUUUCCGCCUGUGCCAGAGUGGUGGCAACGAGUCAGAGCUCUGCGACGCUGUGGCCCGGUACGCCAGCGCUUGCAAGAAUGCCGAUGUGGAGGUGGGGCCCUGGCGGACCUAUGAGUUCUGCCCUCUAGAAUGCCCCGAGAACAGCCAUUUUGAGGAGUGUGUGACCUGCACGGAGACCUGUGAGACCCUGGCCCUGGGCCCCAUAUGUGUGGAUACCUGCUCUGAGGGGUGUCAGUGUGACGAGGGCUAUGCUCUGCUGGACAGCCAGUGCGUCACCCGGAGCGAGUGUGGUUGCAACUUCGAGGGGCAUCAACUUGCCACCAAUGAGACCUUCUGGGUGGACCUGGACUGCCAGAUCUUCUGCUAUUGCAACGGCACGGACAACAGCGUCCACUGUGAGACCAUUCCCUGCAAGGAUGAUGAGUUCUGCAUGGAGGAGGGCGGCCUGUACUACUGCCAGCCCCGCACCGACGCCUCCUGCAUUGUCUCGGGCUAUGGCCACUACCUCACCUUUGACGGCUUCCCCUUUGACUUCCAGACCAGCUGCUCCCUUACCCUGUGCACCACGGGAAGCAGGCCGAGCUCAGACUCUUUCCCCAAGUUCAUUAUCACAGCCAAGAAUGAGGACCGGGACCCAUCCCUGGCCCUGUGGGUCAAGCAGGUGGACGUGACUGUAUUUGGCUACAGCAUCGCAAUUCACCGGGCCUACAAGCACACUGUAUUGGUCAACGAUGAGCGGCUCUAUCUGCCCCUGAAGCUGGGACAAGGCAAGAUAAACAUCUUCUCUUUCGGCUUCCACGUGGUGGUGGAAACUGACUUUGGCCUGAAGGUUGUGUACGACUGGAAGACCUUUCUGUCCAUCACGGUCCCCCGCAGCAUGCAGAACAGCACCUACGGCCUGUGUGGCCGCUACAACGGCGACCCUGACGAUGACCUGGAGAUGCCCAUGGGCCUGCUGGCGACGAGCGUCAAUGAGUUUGGGCAGAGCUGGGUGAAGAGGGACACCUUCUGCCAGGUGGGCUGUGGGGACCGCUGCCCCUCCUGUGCCAAGGUGGAAGGUUUCUCCAAGGUGCAGCAGCUGUGCGGCCUGAUCCCCAACCAGAACGCCGGCUUCUCCAAGUGUCACAGCAAGGUCAACCCCGCCUUCUUCUACAAGAACUGCCUGUUUGACUCCUGCAUCGAUGGGGGCGCGGUGCAGACUGCCUGCAACUGGCUGCAGAACUACGCCAGCACCUGCCAGACUCAGGGGAUCAUGGUGACCGGCUGGAGGAAUUACACGUCCUGCUCCGUCACCUGCCCCCCCAACAGCCACUACGAGAGCUGCGUGAGCGUGUGCCAGCCGCGCUGCGCCGCCAUCCGCCUGAAAAGUGACUGCAACCACUACUGCGUGGAGGGCUGCCAGUGCGACGCGGGCUACGUGCUCAACGGCAGGAGCUGCAUCCUGCCGCACAGCUGCGGCUGCUACGCCGACGGCAAAUACUACGAGCCCAAGCAGCUCUUCUGGAACAGCGACUGCACGCGGCGCUGCCGCUGCUUCCGGCGCAACCUGAUCCAGUGCGACCCGCGCCAGUGCAAGUCGGACGAGGAGUGCGCGCUGCGUAACGGCGUGCGCGGCUGCGUCAGCACCAGGACGUCCUACUGCCUGGCGGCCGGCGGCGGCGUCUUCCGCACCUUCGACGGCGCCUUCCUGCGCUUCCCCGCCAACUGCGCCUUCGUGCUGUCCACCAUCUGCCAGAAGCUACCCGACAUCUCCUUCCAGCUCAUCAUCAACUUCGACAAGUGGUCGUCGCCCAACCUCACCGUCAUCUCGCCGGUCUACUUCUACAUUAACGAGGAGCAGAUUCUCAUCAACGACCGGAACACGGUCAAGGUAAAUGGCACACAAGUGAAUGUUCCAUUUAUAACUGGUUUGGCAACCAAAAUCUACAGCAGCGAGGGGUUUCUGGUGAUUGACACCAGCCCUGACAUCCAGAUACACUACAAUGGUUUCAACGUCAUUAAAAUCAGCAUCAGCGAAAGGCUACAAAACAAAGUAUGUGGCCUGUGUGGAAACUUCAAUGGGGACCUGACAGACGAUUAUGUGACUUUGCGGGGGAAGCCGGUCGUGAGCAGCGUGGUGCUGGCCCAAAGCUGGAAAACCAAUGGCAUGCAGAAGAGGUGAGUUCUGACCGGCCUUCUUGCCCCCAGCUGCAACGAGCUGCAGUUCUCCCAGUACACAGCCAUGUGUGACAACGUUCACAUCCAGAAGAUGCAGGGGGAGGGCUACUGCCUGAAGCUCACCGACAUGAAGGGCUUCUUCCAGCCCUGCUACGGGCUUCUCGAUCCCCUCCCCUUCUACGAGUCCUGCUACCUGGAUGGCUGCUACAACCACCAGAAGUUCCAGCUGUGCGGCUCCCUGGCCGCCUACGGGGAGGCCUGCCGCUCCUUCGGGAUCCUGAGCACCGAAUGGAUUGAGAAGGAGAAUUGCUCAGGAGUGGUUGAAGAUCCUUGUGUGGGGGCAGACUGUCCCAACAGAACCUGCGAGCUGGGCAACGGCGGGGAGCUGUGUGGCUGCAUCGAGCCACCCCCCUACGGAAACAACUCACAUGACAUUAUUGAUGCAGAGGUGACCUGCAAGGCGGCCCAGAUGGAAGUGUCCAUAUCUAAGUGCAAACUCUUCCAGCUCGGCUUUGAGAGGGAGGGCGUAAGGGUCAACGACCGGCAGUGCACAGGCAUCGAGGGGGAAGACUUCAUCUCCUUUCAGAUCAACAACACCAAAGGGAACUGUGGCAACAUUGUGCAGUCCAAUGCCACUCACAUCAUGUACAAAAACACAAUCUGGAUUGAAAGUGCCAACAACACCGGCAACAUCAUCACCAGGGACCGCACAAUCAAUGUGGAGUUUUCAUGCGCUUACGAGCUGGAUAUCAAGAUCUCCUUGGAUUCUGUCAUAAAGCCCAUGUUAAGUGUCAUCAACCUGACAGUUCCAACCCAAGAAGGCAGCUUCACCACCAAGAUGGCACUCUACAAAAAUGCCUCCUACAAACAUCCUUACCGCCAGGGUGAAGUCGUGUUGACAACUCGAGAUGUGCUGUACGUAGGGGUCUUUGUGGUUGGAGCUGACUCCACACAUUUGAUCCUAACGCUCAACAAAUGCUAUGCCACCCCCUCCCGCGACAGCAAUGAUAAGCUCCGUUACUUUAUCAUUGAAGGAGGGUGUCAGAACAUCAAGGAUAACACCAUCGGUAUCGAGGAGAACGGAGUCUCCCUAACCUGUCGCUUUCACGUCACCGUCUUCAAGUUCAUUGGGGAUUAUGAUGAAGUUCACCUUCACUGUGCAGUGUCACUCUGUGACUCAGAAAAGUACUCCUGUAAAAUCACUUGCCCACAAAAUUCCAGGAUCGCCACAGAUUAUACAAAGGAACCUAAAGAGCAGAUCAUUUCAGUGGGACCUAUUAGGAGAAAAAGGCUGGACUGGUGUGAGGACAAUGGAGGGUGUGAGCAGAUUUGCACAAGCCGGGUGGACGGGCCCCUGUGCAGCUGUGUGACCGGGACCCUGCAGGAGGAUGGCAAGAGCUGCAGAGCCUCUAAUUCUUCCAUUGAGCUUCAAGUUUGGAUGCUUCUCCUCAUCAUGACCCAGAUUUCAUUAUGGCAUUUUGUCUAUAAAUCAGGCACGACCUCAUAAUUAACUCAAGGUUGCUAUAUAAAGUACUGUAAUUUACGUACUUCAACUCCCCGUAGGAUAAAAAGUGUGUGCCCUUAAGUCAAAACCUGUUUGAAAGUGUCCAGCAUCUCCGAGUGAUACCACCUGCCUCCGAUGGUCAGCGGUGUGGCAGUGAGUGACACCGGGAACUCCUCUUCCAGGGUGUGCUACGGGGCUUCCAAAAGCCAGCCGUGGAAAUUACAUACACGUAUCUUGCCUAAAAUUCCAAAACAGUUGUCACUAGAGACUUUGAUUCACACGAAAAGCCGAUAAAAGGAAAAAAAUCUUGUUAGAAAAGACUGACCAUAAAGCUGACCAGAGAAAUCUGUCAAGCCAGUGCUAUUUCUGGAUGACAGAUUUUACAGCGAUGGCCUGUUGGAGCAGUUUGGAAGUGAUGACUGGAAGGUGUGACUCCCUCUAAGGAACCUUUCUGAUUUGGAAGUGUCUGACCCGUGACAUGCACGCGUUGCUCCCAUCUGUCUGUGAUAAGCCCCUUCCAUCCACUGUGUCCUUCAGCCUUGCCAUGGCAGCUUUGACCUCUGGGGACACUGUUGACCUGGGCAAUGUGACUCACCUCCCAUUCCUGCCCCCCCCAACCCAAGCCCUUCUCUUUUUACAAAUCAAAUUAAUUUUUAAUGCGUUUUAUCCUUAAA
Messenger RNA from Nycticebus coucang (slow loris), 7154 nucleotides. It is a transcript of the gene TECTA, whose product is annotated as tectorin alpha. The record is from RefSeq and is a predicted model, not a curated record. Gene Ontology annotation, molecular function: protein binding. The transcript has 23 exons. Gene Ontology annotation, biological process: cell-matrix adhesion. Lineage: Eukaryota; Metazoa; Chordata; Mammalia; Primates; Lorisidae.